Molecule: messenger RNA, 687 nt
Organism: Paramecium tetraurelia
Lineage: Eukaryota; Ciliophora; Oligohymenophorea; Peniculida; Parameciidae
Exons: 2
Biological process (GO): iron-sulfur cluster assembly
Cellular component (GO): cytosolic [4Fe-4S] assembly targeting complex
Molecular function (GO): protein binding
Source: RefSeq, a predicted model, not a curated record
AUGGCAUCAUACUAGCUUAAACCAUUCAAAAAACAUAAUAGCAGGAUUUCGAAUAUCAUUAUGAAUAAGGAUGAAGACCAAAUUUAUUCAAGUAGUACUCGUUUAAUUAUCACUGAUAAAAAUUAAUAGUAUAAAUAUUCUUAGACUAUUUUAUAAAAUAUAACAAUCAUUAGAUGUGUGAGUUUGCAAGAAUCUCAAAAUAAGUUUUUAGUAUGUGGGCUUGAUAAAUAAAUAAUUGUUUUGCAAUACUAUCCUAUUGAUUAAAAAUGGAAUAAAAUUCAAAAAAUAAAUUUCAAAGCAAAUGGAGAGAGUUUGUGUUUUGUUAAUGAGAAUCAAUUUGUAGUUUAAUAACAUCAUAAAAACACAAUUUAAUUAUUCGAAUUUAAUUGUUCUAAUUAAUAGUUUGAGAAGUCAAAAGAAAUUACAAUAUAAAAGGGAAUGAACAGUUACAAUUUGGGAUUCUAAGCCUAAUUUUCAUAAGAAAAAAAGAUACUAAUCACUAAAAAUUCUUAAUUUGUGAAUAUAAUUAAAAGAACAGAAAAAAAUGAGUUUAUUUUUAUAUCAUCUAUAAACUUCGACACUUGUUACAUAUUCGGUUCGAUGAGUGAAGAUGGAAAGUACCUGAUAACUUGGGAUUAAAAAUCCUUGUGCGUAUAAUUAUGGGAAUUGAAAGAUACUCAUUUUUGA